Effrenium voratum is the source of this 1603-nucleotide messenger RNA. Lineage: Eukaryota; Dinophyceae; Suessiales; Symbiodiniaceae. The record is from the annotation of a GenBank genome assembly.
ACCGUUCAUCAAAACGUUGCCUACCAUGUCACAUUGGGCCUGAGAGCAUUGGCAAAGGUCAUGGGCUGUUUUGAAUCCAGGUCUUCCGGUGAGGUUGUUGGACGAGAAGUUCGGCAUGCGAUUCCCAGGAGUUCUUCGGAGGUGGAUGAUGAUCUUGGCUGGGUGGCCGGCGACAAAUCGCCCGUGACGCCUGCUCGAGCCUUCGCCUCCUCCAACAGGAACAUUGGAGAGGACGCUCCUUUGGAUGUUCGCAUUCAGAUUGAGCUGGAUGGCGGGUGGCGAGACUGCUCCACAGAGGAGACUCGGGCCAUUUGCCAACAGCUGGCAAAGGGGGAGAUGAAAUUCACGAUCCAUGCCCGUGGUCAAAACUACAACAUUGACUUUUCGGGUGCUGAAGGAGGAGGACAGCAAACAAAUAUCAGCACUGGCAAGUCGCGGAGGUUGCGAAUUUUGGACAAAGGCGAGGAAGAACCUGUGCCGGAGGAAGAUGUGGCAGCAUUAUCGGAAUUUCCGGAUGGAGCAAGUGCUCCUGUGACCCCGGAAACCGCGCUGCAGAAAUCGUAUGGGCCGCAAAGUAAACGUGGCGGUGCCUCUAUGCACCCCUACAAGGUGCUAGAGGGCAAUGAACACGCCAAGAAGUGCUUCGCCCAGUUCGAAGCCAACGAAGCGAGGCUGUGCGGUGAGUGGGCAGUUUUCUACCACUCGUACUCCUUUGCUGCUUUGAUCUACGAAGUGCACGCUGCGGUGGGCAGUGUGCUGUUUCGCUUUCGAUCACAGUAUGCAACUCUUCCUCGAAUCCUAGUGCAUGAAUUCAAAGAGACUCCAGACGCAGCGUGCUUGAUGAAGAGGUUUCAUGAGGAGUUCGCUGACAACAAGCGGGAUCAUCACCCAGACUUCCGCAGGGUGGGAUUGUCCGUGAUGUGUUCCUUAGCGUCCACGGGACCUGAAGCCUGUGUCGCCAUGGUCUUCAUUGCUGGCUACAGCUGCAAAGACCUUUCCUUCCGGGGCGUGCUCGAGAAUUUGCUGGAAAGCUGCUAUGUUCCCAGAGCCAAGGUGCGGAAGCUGGCAGAUGAGAUCAUCGCCAUGUCAGAGAAGCAUGGCCUGGACGUGUCCCAGUUCGGUGGGAAGGCCUGCCAGAGUGGCAAGCCUGGCCACCUCAUGCAGCUCUUCAUCAAGCGCCGGCUGGUGGACAAGCUGGUUUACGCGGCGAAGCCUUAUGGGCCCAUAGACGAGGAGCGGAUGCCCAUCUCGAAGUGGCUGGACAGCAAUUCGUCGACCCAAGUUGGGCAGGCGCGCGUUUUAGCGCACCCGAAGUACUUCAUGCAGGCCAACUGCGUACGCAUGUUCGUGGCGAGUGCCGACCCCACAUUUCACAGGAACAGACAAGCUUUUCAGAACGAGCUGAUCCAGAAGCUCUCUCUCAUCUUGAGUGAGCCCUCGUUGCGGGAGCGCGCCGCCACGGGGAUGGGGAGUCUGCCGAGGGAUCUAUGGUGGCACGCUACCAUCGUGGUGGACUGCUGAAGAUCAGAGAAAACAUGCUUGAUCCAGUGAGCGUUCCUUUGUGCGUGCUGUGGCGCGUACCCAUUUGGAAGGCAUCUCAAUU